Molecule: messenger RNA, 5785 nt
Organism: Varroa destructor (honeybee mite)
Lineage: Eukaryota; Metazoa; Arthropoda; Arachnida; Mesostigmata; Varroidae
Gene: BicD
Product: Microtubule-associated protein Bicaudal D
Biological process (GO): regulation of microtubule cytoskeleton organization; protein localization to organelle; microtubule anchoring at microtubule organizing center
Cellular component (GO): cytosol; Golgi apparatus
Molecular function (GO): cytoskeletal adaptor activity; dynein complex binding; dynactin binding
Source: RefSeq, a predicted model, not a curated record
CCCCAUCACGGUGUCUAUGGUGUUUAUCUAUAGAGAAGAUCGUGUGUGACUGUAUCUAUCAUAACUGAUGCCAGCUGACGACGACUAGUAGUGGGGGGCCAGCCAGACCUACUAAAGUUGUUGUCGGUCAGCGCAGUGAACUCCUUCAGUUCGGUUUCGUUACCGAAGCGUAGGCUGUUCGUUUGGUUCAUGAGUCGCCUGUUCGUCCGCAGGUAAACGACGUUUGCUGUCAAUGAUGGUUCGGUCAGGCUGACGACGGCGACUGAGCUGUCUGCAGCGGUGUUGUCCAUCGACGUAUUCGUGUUGCCACUGCUGCUGGUGAUGUUCUCUUCUCGUUCCGUUGUUAGUGGUGGUUAAACGUGUGCUUUUCUACUCUUACAAUUUUUUUAGCGGCGUAUCAUUUCACUGCGUUUAGAAUAUAGACUGUAAGUAAUCGGCUGCUAUCGGUAGCCACUGGAGCAGUAUCAUUGACUGUUCCGGUACAAUGGAAUUAGAGUUCUGGUUCGAUUCUCGUCCCGAAUAGAGUAGGAUAAGGAAGGUGGGCCCAGUGGUCGUGUGGCUUAUACCGGGAAAACAGGAUUUCAAAAAGGGGCCACUGGUGUCAAUAACAACGGGACAAGAAACCCUAACUUAUAACGAUAUUCUUUCGCGGUAAAAGGUAGUAGAUUGCCACCGGCGCCAGUAUACACAAAAAGACAGGAUGACAGAUGAAACUGAGCUUCUACGUGAAGAGGUGGAGCGCCUCACCCGCGAGCUCGAUGAGGUCAGCCAUCAGAAGGAUCAGAGUGCGAGGUUUGGCCUGGUGCUUCUUGAUGAAAAGGCCGCUCUUGGUCGCCGGUGUGAGGAACUCGAGUCGCACUAUGAGGUUGCACAAAACGAGCUCGACAUACUCCGAGAGGCACUACGGAAAGUGGAAACAUCCCAAAGACUUUCUGCAACAACCGGUAUAGAACAAGAAGAUUCCCUUUUGCAGGAGUCUGCCCAGAAGGAGGCCUCGCUGACUUCGAGUCUUCAAGAACUUGAAAAGGAGCUUAAGUCAGUGAGACAGGAGCUGGGUAGGGUCACCGCGGAGAGGGACCGUGUUCUGGCGGACAGCGUUGAAAUCAAAGAAAGUUACAGUAAAAGUGAUUGGGAAAGGAAAAACUUGCGCUCGGAAUUGAAGGAUGUAAAACUGCGCGAACAGCGAUUGCUCUGUGACAACAACGAGCUUGAAGAGGAAAAUAUUGGCCUACAAAAGCAGGUUUCUGUGUUGAAACAAAGCCAAGUUGAAUUUGAAGUGUUCAAACAUGAAGCGAGAAGGCUCGCUGAAGAAGUUGAGUCGCUGCAGGGCCAAACCGAGGAACUACACACACUCAAAGGUCUCGCUGAGAAACAACUUGAAGAAGCCCUUGAAGCGCUACAAAGUGAGCGCGAACAGAAGUAUACCCUCAAGAAGGAGUUGGAUCAACGCGAACAGGCUGCUGCGCAUUCCGGAAACCUUGCAGGAUUGCGGCUUGAUCUAGCAGAAGGUGCGACCGAUGACAAGAUUCGACCAUCUACUGUCGGUGACCUAUUCAGCGAAUUACAUCUGACUGAGAUUCGGAAGCUGGAAAAGCAACUCGAGACUAUCGAGCUGGAAAAAGAGUCGCUAGCAAAGACGCUUGAUGACGCCAAGCUUGAGCUAGAACAAAGUCGAUCCGAACUCGAAGAAAAGCAAAGCAAACUUUUGUCUUUUGGUCAGCGCAUUGAUGCUAUCGUUAUGCAAGCGGAGAAUGAAGCCAACGCGAAAUCGGCAGGUCUGCUGUCCACAUUGAAACGGGUUCAAAAUGACCUGUCAAGUUCGGACGGAGCUGCUAGCACCGAAGGAGGCGAGAAUGUGCUAUUUAAAGAUCAAGUCGCCAACCUCAUGAACAAGAUCUCGACGUACGAGCAGCAGAUCUCUGAUCUUGAUGAGGACUUGAAAAUCUUGGAAAAUAUUGGAGAUACUUUCCUGACCAAUAUUGUCUCCGCUCUUGAGGACAUUGCAUCUGUUCAGGAGGAUGUCGCUCAGUUGUAUCAUCACGUGUGCACACUUAAUGGGCAGACGCCGAACCGAGUCGUUCUGGACCACGCAAAGGGAGAGCAAAAAGAAGGUCACAAGAGUCGGGUUGAGGUACUUGCUGAUAACCUACAAACAAAUAACUGUCGGCAGUUGGCCUUUAAACGUGUGGAUCCUAGCCAAGUCAAAGCACAAGUAGAAACCUUGAAGGAUCAGGUGAAGUUUCUCAAAGAAGCCGUCGAAAGCGCACUGGGUAAUCCGCAUAAGCUUAUAGGAGCAGGUGGCGUCAACUCGGGCUCCACCUCACUCGAGGAGGGCGACCCACAGGAGCAGAUCAUCAAGCUCAAGUCGCUACUUUCAACUAAACGGGAACAAAUCGCUACGUUACGUGCCGUGCUUAAGGCCAAUAAGCAAACAGCCGAAGUGGCACUGGCCAAUUUGAAGAGCAAGUACGAGACGGAAAAGGCGAUCGUAUCUGAAACGAUGCAGAAGCUGCGGCACGAGCUCAAGAGUCUAAAGGAGGACGCUGCGACUUUCGCAUCGUUGAGGGCGAUGUUCGCCGCCCGCUGCGAAGAAUAUGUCGCACAACUCGACGAACUACAGCGACAACUGGGCGCUGCAGAAGAGGAAAAAAAAACGCUCAACUCGCUGCUCCGUAUGGCCAUCCAACAGAAACUUGCGCUUACCCAGCGACUUGAGGACCUUGAGAUGGAUCGAGAGAGGUCCCACCUCCGCAGGUCUGGGUCAGCUACGGCCUCGCCCCGAGUAGCGCGUAGCACCCCCCGCGGUAGCCCACACCACAGUUCAUUGCCGUUCUUCAACAAUCAACGACAGCAGCCUAGACAGUCGGGGGACUUCUGAGCAGGCUGCGCCGCCUAUUCUAACCACCGAAACCCCCCACAAUAAGUUCUAUAACGUAUAUCUAAUAUACGCAGCACCAGAAUAAAUUACAUGAGUUGGAGGUUCAAAUAGCCUUCAGGCACAACAGCAGGGCAACAACGAUUACAAACAACUGCAGGCAAUUGAGGCAAACUAAGAUCAACAGGGCUUAAUUUGCCUGAAUCAGGUUAGCUAGUACCACAACCCAGAUCGACGUUGAUUACGAUUCAACACUCAAUAGUAUCCUUUUCCGUGCAGUACAUUCUAAAGGAAACAAUUGAGGGUCUCUAAGUGAGAGAAAAAUGAGCACGAUCUGGAGUACCUUUUUGGAAGUAAUCUUGCAUUAUGUGCGUGAAUCCUCUGGAGGACAUUCCUUGGACGUGAACCAGGGAGUCUUUAGGGUGAAUUGAUAAUUAAUCUUUGGGUUAGGUUGCACCUAGAUAAGGAAAUAUGUAAGGAUAAAAUUUGACUCAGAGAAAAAAGAACCAGACACCGCAAGUGAUUUUCGAACACCAGCAACCGUGCACCACCGAUUGCGUAGAUGACAGCGAACAGCAUGAAACCCUCUGAAUCAAUGAAAAAACAGAAACUAACCUGCGUUUACCAGAAACUACAGAAUAUAUAUGGUUAUAAAAAGUAUUACUAACUAUACGAAAAGGUUGCAUUGUAACCGUGCGAACAAACAAGCCAAAUGGAAGCUCUGCGAUCGCGACUUCAGCCCAUCGUCUGUUCUCCGUUAAUGAAGAGACUUCGUUGACCAUCUCGCAUCCAAUUCCUUACGCGAAUGGGUUCACCGAUCUGUUAUCGAAAUGGGGAACUCUUUGACGCGGACGUUCCUAUGCGCCAUUAUACAAUAUUUUGUAGAUUUUAGUUUGGUAUUUAUUUAUUGAUCGGAUGUGGUCAUCAUUACGUUGGCAGAUCUGGUGUUGACUGCCGCAAUAGUGAGAUACUUAACAGUUUAUUGUUGGCUAACAAUCGGAAUGGACCUUAACUAAGAUAACAAGAUACCUACAUCUACAUCUGUGUGACAUUAAUGCUUUUGUUGCCCCUUCUGUCACGCUUUCCUUCUCCCAAAGUAAGAAUCACCGGUUAUUGGUGCCCUUUUGUAUUUUGAUUAUCAAAUCUUAUUGGUGCUGUUUUAUAUUUAUUAUAACCAGCAAAACGCUGUUAGCGUAUACGUUUACAUGACAUAGAAGCAAGAAAAAGUUAUUAGCAUUCCAAGCAGAGCUUGAGGUAAUUUAUUACCUAAGUUCUAUUAGGGGAUAUUUAUUUGGCAAUCCCGUCUUCAUUGUUUGUGUUCUGUAAGCGUAUGGCGUAACUUAGAUUGUACUUAGAUUAGAGUUCCAGAUUGUAGCUCUGUGUUAAUUCAGACUGAAGCGUCCAGAUCCAAUAAUUAAUAUUCUAAAGAUCUUGGGUUGGAUUACAAGGUUACAAUAUCCGUUUGUAAAAGAAGGAUACUUUAUUUAUAAAACAAACGAACGCUAAUUGUGCAAACUUGAGUAAGAUCUAAUUUAGCAGUAAUUGAACCAAUAAAUAGUAUAGCACGAUAAUGUACGGCAACCUUUGUACAGCAAUGUCCUAAUUUUAUAAUACCCUAUUUCCAAAUAGACAUUUCCUGAUAUCCAAUAGUUUAGGUGUUUACUGCAACCGAUCUUAUUGAUGUACUUAAUUAAUUGAAUGAAACUGCUAGAUGCUUUUGCUAUUCUAAUCUUAGCAGCAGCACUUAAAACCACGGAGGCUAAUUAGCCUUAAGUCUCUGUUUAUAAUUAUUAUAAAAUAUAUAGGUAGAUAUAAGAAAAACACCAACUACUAGUGGUAAAAUAUAUAUAGAAGAGACAUGACAAAUAUCUGCACAGUAUGAUAUAAUUUAUAGUAAUUAAGUGACAAUUGAUAUUUAUUACUAUUGUAAUAUUAUUACUGCAUCACAGUAAUAAUUAUUACCAUAGUAACUUAAUAAAUGAAAAAAUUGUGUUCCGCGUAGCUUUUGUUGAUGUUUCAGAAAACGACAAAAGCCUGUAACUGUUGUGAUACGAUAAGACGAGUGGCUUACAAUAUUGUCAUUGCUAUAUCGUAACUACUACUAUAAAGAGAUAAAUCAAGAAAACCCCAGGCAGGAAUACCUCGCUCCAAAAUAUUUAUUAAUACUACUAUCAAUAUAAAUAAAAAUUAACGUAACUAAUUUACUAUUGCUUAUGUAAAUAAAUAUGCUUAUGGAGAUGAGCACGCAUGAUGACUAUAUGCUUCGUUUAUCCUUUGAGAAACAUACACUUGCAGUGCAAACUUGCGUCACGUGUCGACAUGAUCAGUGAAUGAGAAACUGAUGAUUGACCAUAUCUUUAUAGACUAGACCACUUAUUACGAGAACGAAGAAAUCUACUUGAGGCGUGAUGGUGGUGGGUUUUGUAUAUUAUAUUAUAUAUAAUGAUAAUAUAUCAAUGAUAAUUGAUGUUCUUAGAGAAAAGGAGACGGUCAUGGUAAUUUUUGAUUAUGGCACAUUACUGAUGAUAACGAUUACUAUUGCUUUGACAUCCAAACAUGAUCGUUAUCAUUAUGAUUAUUACUAGCAUUGUAAUAAUAAAAAUAACGCAAAAGAUAACGAAAAAAUUAUACGGUUACUAACGUUAUUGCAACAGUUCGGUGAAGUUAUCGUAAUAAAUCAAUUGAGAGUAGCUGAUGCGAAGCUGUACCUCUUACCGAUUAUGACGGCAAUGGAUGAAGAUGAUUUGAAUUCGGGGAUUCUCACAACUGCGGUUAUAGAGGCGGGAAAAAGAACGAGAAAGAAAGUAAGAGACACAGAAAAAAGCCAGAGAAAGAGGAAAUAAUCUGGAAUCGGGAUGGAUGAUUGUACACACUUUUUUAGCGAUAAGAAAUAAAACCGUUGAAAGCCCA